This is a messenger RNA of Rattus rattus (black rat), 670 nucleotides long. Its product is annotated as von Willebrand factor A domain-containing protein 5B1-like. The transcript has 3 exons. The record is from RefSeq and is a predicted model, not a curated record. Bases 90 to 668 code for a protein of 192 amino acids. Lineage: Eukaryota; Metazoa; Chordata; Mammalia; Rodentia; Muridae.
UCAACAGAGGCCAUGACCCAAGCCAGGGCCCCAGACUUCAUGGCCCUGGAGCCCGCAGGCCUUCCCUUCUUCCUCAAGGCUGCCAGCCCAUGCAGUUCUCCGGCCCGGAGCCCCAGGCCUGGAGCCCCGUGAGAGAGCUGGGUCUUGGCUCCAGCCGGAAGUCUGUCCUUAACAGCCGAAGCUCUGAGGACCUAGCCACAGAGCCACCCCCUUUUCCCUCGACCUUGGAACCAGAGACAUCCUCAGACUUGGAGCCCACGGCUGAAUUAGAGGAGCAAGCUCCCUCCAGGACCGCCACGCCAAGCCCUGUGCUGGGCAAAGUUUUGGUCAAAGGAGUGUGUGACAACCAGCAAAUGCAGUGGGAAGUGAGCUUCGAGCUAGAACCUCCAGCCCUGCGGAAGGAGGACACACAGAACGAUGACAUGUGGGGCGAGACUUUCCACCACCUGGCGGCCCGCGCCAUCAUCCGCGAAUUCGAGCAUCUGGCCCAGUGCGAGGAUGAGAUUGAGCUGGGGUCCAAUCGCAGAUACCAGGUGAACGCCGUGCACACCAGCAAGGCCUGCAACGUGAUCAGCAAGUACACGGCCUUCGUGCCCGUAGACAUAAACAAGAGGCAGUACCUGCCCACGGUGGUCAAGUACCACAACUCUGGUAAGGCGCAUGCGUAAAU